Molecule: messenger RNA, 847 nt
Organism: Saccoglossus kowalevskii
Lineage: Eukaryota; Metazoa; Hemichordata; Enteropneusta; Harrimaniidae
Product: large ribosomal subunit protein uL30-like
Biological process (GO): maturation of LSU-rRNA from tricistronic rRNA transcript (SSU-rRNA, 5.8S rRNA, LSU-rRNA)
Cellular component (GO): cytosolic large ribosomal subunit
Molecular function (GO): structural constituent of ribosome; RNA binding
Source: RefSeq, a predicted model, not a curated record
GUUCCCGGAUGUUCGUUCUUUUGGGCCAACAACAAAAUGGCGGACGGUGAAGCGAAAAAGCUUCCUGAAGUUCCAGAAACCAUUCUAAAGAAGAGAAAACAGUAUGCAGAAUUGAAAGCCAAGAAGGCCAGGGCACGCUUGCUGCAAAAGAAGUCGAGUAAAAGUAAGAAGGCAAAGAUUUACAAGCGAGCUGAGCAGUAUGUGAAAGAAUAUAGAAAACAAGAAAGAGAUGUAAUUCGUCUAAAGCGUAUUGCCAGGAAACAUAACAAUUUCUAUGUGCCUGACGAGCCUAAACUAGCUUUUGUCAUCAGAAUUCGUGGUAUCAAUGGUGUAAGUCCUCGUGUCCGUAAGAUUUUACAGUUACUGAGACUGAGACAGAUCUUUAAUGGUGUGUUCAUCCGACUCAACAAAGCUACCCUCAAUAUGUUGAGACUUGUAGAACCAUACAUUGCGUGGGGUUAUCCCAACUUGAAGACCGUGAGAGAACUUAUCUACAAGCGUGGUUUUGGUAAGAUUAAUAGCAGCCGGAUUCCCUUAACAGAUAAUUAUCUCAUUGAGAAGGUUUUAGGAAGAUCAGACAUCAUCUGUAUCGAAGAUUUGAUCCACGAGAUUUUCACUGUUGGACCACAUUUCAAACAAGCGAGUAACUUUCUCUGGCCAUUCAAGCUGAGCUCGCCGCGUGGUGGACUUCGUAAGAAGGGCAACCACUUUGUUGAAGGGGGAGACUAUGGUAACAGGGAAAACUUCAUCAACAGACUUGUCCGCCGUAUGAAUUAAAAAAAGUAAAUGUAACUUUCAACUGCAAACACUGUCAAAACCAUUAAAUAACACCUGUUGCAGAAUAUAA